AUGCUUUGGGCUCCCUGCGAUGAGCCAGAAGAGCCUCAGCCGUUGCGACUGCUCCGCCACAAGAGCGAUGAGCACACCAGCCAAGCGGAGUGCCUGGUCAGCGACCCAACGCGACGCUGUUUUGCGUUCCACUGGCCUGCCUUCCUUGGCCGUGACACGGCGCAAGCGCACCGUAGGAAGGGCCACGUGAUGCGGUCAACGUGCUGGUUUGCAAGGGGCGGCUGCACCUGCGACUACACCUAUGGAGUCCUUGCAUUAGAGCCAAGUGUUGCGAACUGCGACAGCUCUGCAGUGCGAUGCAAUCCUCUCUCUCCGGGAUCGCAGCAAUGCCCGCGUCAGCUUGACUCGGAGAUCAUCUUCGGGGAGCUUUGCGGAGAGCAUGGAGAGGCUCACCGAGCUGAUCUUCACACGACUGGCUCCAAAGCUGAGUCGGAAAGACUGGCCCAACUCGGCGAACCUGAACUACUACGCGGACGGCAUGCAAUCUGUCGGCUGGCACUCGGACGACGAGAGCCUAUUCCAGGGAAAGGUGCAGGACUGCUCCAUCGUCUCGUUGUCCUUGGGCGGACGGCGGGAGUUCUGGAUUGCACUCAAGGCGGAGGGCACGGAGCCCUUGCAGGAGAGCAUUGUGGAAGUGGACCUCCGGCAUGGCGAUCUACUAAGCAUGGAAGGCAUGAUGCAAAAGCACACCGUGCACUUCCUGACGCGGGAGCCGCGACAGCGGGCAGAUUUCUGGCCUCCACGGAUCAACAUUACCUGGCGGUGGAUAGUGAAUCACCGGCGUGGCUGUCCCCUGCGCGGGGAGCUCUGCAGCUACCCCCGGUGCCUGGAACUCCAAGGGCCCGAGGCGGCCAAAGACGAGAUGCUGCAGCCAAGAGUGGCGACAUGGUG
Molecule: messenger RNA, 891 nt
Organism: Symbiodinium sp. CCMP2456
Lineage: Eukaryota; Dinophyceae; Suessiales; Symbiodiniaceae
Source: the annotation of a GenBank genome assembly